Molecule: messenger RNA, 1245 nt
Organism: Penicillium olsonii
Lineage: Eukaryota; Fungi; Ascomycota; Eurotiomycetes; Eurotiales; Aspergillaceae
Source: the annotation of a GenBank genome assembly
AUGGGAGGAACUUGUGGACAGGACGGAUCCCAUGUCAUGGUCAACACCACUCUCGAUUCCGACAAUGCAGCCGCACAACCUGAUCUCCCAAAAUUGGAACAAUCAACAAAGCACGAGAAAGGAUGGAGAAGAGUCGUUCGUAACUUCACGCCAUCAUGGUUUUCUGUCACCAUGGGCACGGGGAUUGUGUCUAUGCUGUUGCACAGUCUGCCCUACAACGGAGUAUGGCUGUACUGGAUCUCCGUCGUGAUAUUUGUGCUCAAUGUGCUCCUAUUCAUGGCCGGCUGUUUCAUCACUAUCCUUCGACACACGCUGUAUCCGGAGGUUUUCUUAGCAAUGAUCAAACACCCAGUCCAGUCAAUGUUUAUGGGCACCUUUCCCAUGGGACUGGCAACAAUCAUCAACAUGAUAUGUGCUGUGUGUGUUCCUGCAUGGGGUCAGAGAGCCAGCUAUCUAGCCUUUGGGCUAUGGAUCUUGGACGCUGUAAUAUCAGUGACCGUAGCUCUGUUAUUGCCAUUCAUGCUGAUGGCCAACGGAGAGGAAACCCAACUGUCUUCCAUGACAGCUGUGUGGCUUCUUCCAAUCGUCAGCUGCAACGUUGCCGCCUCUACCGGGGCCGCCGUGGCCGAAGUCCUUCCGAACCCCGACUACGCUCUAUGGACCGUGCUUGUCAGCUAUGUCCUAUGGGGUAUCGGGCUGCCCCUUGGGCUGAUGGUCAUGGUGAUCUACUUGGCGCGGCUUGCGCUCCAUAAGUUGCCACCCAAGGCUGUCAUCGUUAGCGUCUUCCUUCCACUGGGACCAUUGGGCCAGGGCAGCUUAGGAGCGACAAAAUUGGGAGAAUGCGCACGAAAUGUCUUCCCUAAAACCCAUACCCUUGAACAGGGCUCAGAGGCGAGCUUGUACACCACCGGUUUUCUCAUUGGAUUUGCUUUGUGGUCAUUCGGACUUGUCUGGCUCUUUUUUGCUAUUGCCUCGAUCGCAUGUAGCAGGACAUUCCCUUUCAACAUUGGUUGGUGGGGAUUCACUUUCCCACUGGGAGGGUUUGCAACUGCGACCUGUCAGAUUGGAAAGGAACUUCCAUCGGAAUUUUUCGAUAUAAUCGGAACUAUCCUCUCCCUUUCGGUUGUGAUAUUGUGGAUCGUCGUAAGUAUCGGCACUUUGAAAGGGGCAGUUUCAGGCAAACUCUUUUUCGCGCCCUGUUUGGCAGACCUUCGGGAGGACAAGGAUGAUGACAAGACCGCUUGA